Messenger RNA from Sceloporus undulatus (fence lizard), 2508 nucleotides. RefSeq names its product beta-carotene oxygenase 2 (gene BCO2). Gene Ontology annotation, cellular component: mitochondrion. The coding region runs from base 78 to 1907 and encodes 609 amino acids. Lineage: Eukaryota; Metazoa; Chordata; Lepidosauria; Squamata; Phrynosomatidae. Gene Ontology annotation, biological process: carotene catabolic process; retinal metabolic process. Gene Ontology annotation, molecular function: carotenoid dioxygenase activity; beta-carotene 15,15'-dioxygenase activity. The transcript has 13 exons. The record is from RefSeq and is a predicted model, not a curated record.
AAUAGCAGCGCCGCCAUCUUGUGAGUCCUCCGAGGGGAAAGGGAGGGAAGGAGGAGGAGGCGGGAGGAAGCGGCAAGAUGGCGGCGGCGCUGCUGCUGUGGCGGCUCUCUCGGGCCGGAGGGCUCUGGGCGCCCCGCCGAGGAGCAGGAGGCAGCGUUCUCCUGAGCAAAGUGAUCAUAACCAGACCGGCAGUUGCUUGCGCUGCAGUCGAGGAACGCCGUCUCCUGGCACGCAACAUCCACACCUCUCCCAGGAGUUCAGGUGUAGACAGCUUGGCAUCGAACCAGAAACAACAGCAGCAGGUGACCUUCCGCCACCAGAAGGGCUUGGCGUGCCUCUCGCCAUUUUUCACCAGCGUGGAAGAAACUCCUCAGGUUAUCCAGACCAAGAUCAAAGGACAGGUCCCCAGGUGGCUCAAGGGCCAGCUGCUGAGAAACGGGCCAGGGAAGUUUGAAUUUGGAAAUGACAAGUAUAACCACUGGUUUGAUGGCAUGGCUCUGUUGCACCAGUUUGAGAUCGAAGAUGGGAUCGUGAAGUACAGAAGCAAGUUCCUAAGGAGUGAUUCCUAUCUGGCAAACAGCAAGAACAACCGGAUCAUGAUCUCUGAGUUUGGAACCAUGGCUGUGCCAGACCCUUGCAAGACCAUUUUUGAGCGCUUCAUGUCAAGGUUUGAAGCGCCAAAAAUAACAGACAACUGCAAUGUGAACUAUGUAGUCUACAAAGGCGACUAUUAUGUCAGCACAGAAACCAGUGUAAUGCACAAGGUGGACCUGGAAACUCUUGAAUCGAAGGAGAAGGUGGAUUGGACAAAAUAUAUUGCAGUGAAUGGAGCGACUGCCCACCCACAUUAUGACCCAGAUGGGACGGCGUACAACAUGGGCAACUCGUAUGGGAAGCAUGGCUCCAACUAUAACAUCAUUUGUGUCCCACCACAGACCCCUGGCUCAGAUAACUCUAGCCUGCUGGGUGCCAAAGUGGUAUGCACCAUUGAGCCAGAUGAUCGGAUGAAGCCCUCCUAUUACCACAGCUUUGGAAUGAGCAAAAACUACAUCAUCUUCAUUGAACAGCCCCUUAAAAUGAACCUGUGGAAGUUCGCUGCUGCCAAAGCUUUUGGGAAAUCCUUUUUGGAUGGGAUCAGCUGGGAGCCUCAGCACAACACUCGCUUCCACAUAGUGAACAAGCUCACAGGACAGGUGUUGCCUGGGCAGUACCGCAGCAAAGCCCUGUUGAGUUUCCAUCAGAUCAACGCCUUUGAAGAUCAAGGCUGCAUUGUCCUAGAUCUCUGCUGCCAGGAUGAUGGGCAAGCCCUAGAUAUUUACCGCUUGCAGAACCUCCACAAGGCAGGGGAAGCCCAGGACCAGGCCUAUAAUUCAAUUGCAGCGCCAUAUCCACGGCGUUUUGUUCUGCCCCUCAACAUCGAUGACAAGAAACCUGUAGGAGAGAAUCUUAAUCCUUUGAGCUACACAUCAGCAACAGCUAUGAAAAAGGCUGAUGGGAAGAUCUGGUGCACAUAUGAAAGUCUGCAUGAUGAGAAGCUUGAGAAAAGAGGAGGCCUGGAAUUCCCCCAGAUCAAUUAUGCUCAUUGCAAUGGGAAGAAAUACCGCUACUUCUAUGGCUGUGGCUUUGGGCACCUGAUUGGAGACUCAUUGAUCAAGAUCGAUCUGAACACCAAGGAGAUGAAGAUUUGGCAAGAGGAUGGGAUGUAUCCCUCUGAGCCUGUGUUUGUGCCUGAACCUAACUCUGCUACAGAAGAUAGUGGAGUCAUUCUGUCCGUAGUACUCACACCCAAGCAGAAUCAAGGUAACUUCCUGCUUGUUCUGGAUGCCAAGGAUUUCACUGAAUUGGGACGGGCAGAGGUUCCAGUACAGAUCCCUUAUGGUUUUCAUGGCAUCUUUGUCCCACGUUGAUACCGAAAAAAUACGAGAAGAAGGGGUCUGCUCCGUGAUGGGAUGCGACUGAAAUUUCUCCUUUGUGAUUUUGGGCAAGCACUUAAUCUUACCAUGCGUUGCUUUAUCUGCCUAAUGGUGUCAUAAAAGUUAUUUUAAUCUAUAGAAAUCAAAAAAUCAUAGAGGUGGAAAAGACCCCAAGGGCCACCAGUCCAACCCCCUGCCAUGCAGGAAUAUAAAAUCAAAGCACUUCCAAGAGAUGACCUCCAAAGGAGGAGUCUUCAUCAUCCACCAAGGCAGUCUGUUCCACUAUUGAAAAGCUCUUACUGUCAGUAAGUUUCCCUAAUGUUGAGAUGAAAUCUCUUUAACUGGAGCCUGAAUUUGUUGUUCUGGAUCUUAUUCUCUGGAGCAGUAGAAAACAAGUUUGCUCCAUCCCCAAAACAUGACUCUUAUGUUAUCUCUAAGCCUCUUUUCCAGGCUAAACAUACCCAGCUCCAUAAGCCAUCAUAAGCAAAAUUAUCUUUGUGACUGGGACAAGUAUUGCUAAUAAAAGACAGACAAAUAUUGCACACAUAGCAUUUUGAAAAAGGAGGCACUAACUGACAUUAAACUUUAUAGCAUA